Sordaria macrospora k-hell is the source of this 909-nucleotide messenger RNA. The record is from RefSeq and is a predicted model, not a curated record. NCBI's taxonomy places the organism in Eukaryota, Fungi, Ascomycota, Sordariomycetes, Sordariales, Sordariaceae.
AUGUUUGCGCUCUGGGAUUCCUGCAACAGAGACAGAGGCAGCGGUGUCACCUUUACCUGCGCUGACAACACUGCUCAAACGCUAGCAUGUACGACAACCUUUCCCAAGGGAGCCGAGGUCCAGAUGGGUGUCACCAUUGUAUCUGACGGAACCAUGGGUGCUCACACAACCGUAUCCGAGCGACGAGGCGGCAUCGGCGCCUAUGGUAUCCAAGUAGUCCUCGGAGCCAAGCAUGACGGGGGCGUCCCCAACACCGAGGCCUCAGAAACGCCAACCACCACCAACCCCUUAUUGACGACAUCUCAGCCAACGAUCACCGACCCAUCAGCAGCGACGACCAGCAGUAGUAGCGGCGGUGUAAGCACGGGGGCGGCCAUCGGCAUCGGAGUCGGAUCUGCAGCUUUCGCUCUCAUUGCCGCCGGCUCAGUUGGACUCUUCUUCUUUACGCGCUGGCGGCGGAAAAAGCGACUACGACGUAGAGGAACUACCGGGAUCGUCGGAACCCGCAGCAGCAAAGGCGGUGGUGGUGGUGGUCUCAGCAGCAGAAAUGGUCCGCCUGUGCCGCCCAAGGACAUGCAGCCGCAUUACGAGCUAUCGGAAGAGGCCUGUUCGUACUUCCGGCGCUACGCCGCCGCCUGGAAAGCCUGCAGAGCCGGAGCGGGCUCAAUUAUCGCCGGUUUGGCAGAGUCCACUUCAGAGUCCGAGUCAAAGUCUGGGACCCAGUCGGAAUCCAAGUCAAGCGUACGGGUACGGGCGUCCCGUCGAGCACCCCGGGAGCCAAUUCGCCGAGCUGGAGGCGGUGGUGCCGAUGGAGGCGGCGAGUUCGGACAUGCCAUCGUCGGCGGAACCGUCGUUGAUGACUCCCAGUCGGUGGCAGAGCUUGCAAAGUUUGAAGAGCCGUACUGGUAG